CAUCGUGUGUUCGUUCCUAUAUUUAUAUGUAUUCUUUUUUCAAACAACUUCAUUUCAAGUACUAAUUGCUUGAAGAAAUCGCCUUUGAACAGUGAAAAAAUCAGAGUAGAUUCGAACGUUUGUAAAAUCGACCAGCACCCGUAUUACAGAAUAGCAGAGGAGCGAAGCGGGUUGAUUCAAAAUGUUUUGAAGCCGUUUAAAGAGGUUUGUUAUACCACUUCUCACAGACGGGCAUUUAAAGUUGUCGUUCUCUUGCUGCUAAAGUAAUAUUUAAUUACCAUUUUCUUCAGUUGUAGUAAAUGCAAAAGAGAAAGAAAACGUUUUUGGUAUUGCUAAGUUGUCUGACAUACGUCUUUGGAGAAGAAAACAUUGAAUAUCCACAAACAUCCACUACACCUAACAGAUUUACACUCGAACUACAGGGGCAAGCUGGCCGCCCUGUGCAAAUUCCGUGCAACGUCUCGCCGUAUCAAGAAGAAAUAAAAUGGAUUGAAUGGAGAAAAACUAACUCCAAUACCCUGCUGUUGGUAAAAUACCCGAACUAUCAGAUUUACAUCAAUCCCGAGUUCUCAACGCGCCUGGAUAUGGAUCAAUAUGGCGGGUUAUUGAUAAACCCUCUUCGUCAUCGAGAUUCGGCCACCUAUGAAUGCAGGAGCUUUAUGGGUGAUAUCACCGCAUUCUUCCAUGGCUCGAGUAUCAAUUUAAAAAUUCAAGAUGAAGAAGUAACCGCUAAAACUGUUGAGCAAGUCACUGUUGGACACUCGGUCAUUCUUACCUGCAAAUUGAAGAACAAGGUUUCUUCGAGGAUGCUUCUCGAAUACACUUGGACUAAAAACAAAGUAGACGUCACCGUUGACCCACGAUUUACAGUCCUCAUGUCUGGUGGAUUGCUUGUUCGACGCGUGAAUAUAGAAGAUGCGGGAACGUACAAAUGUAGGGCAAAAACGCAAAGUGACAAAGAUGUACCCAGGGUCUUUAGGGGACUGGAGGUGAAAAUGGAAGUAUUAUAUCCGCCCUCUAUAAAGUUAAGUAAGCCGACAGUAAUAGUAAGUCAAGGAAGCGAUGUUCAAAUUCCAUGCACAUCACAAGGAAAUCCUUCUCUGAUUACUACAAAAUGGAUGUGGAAUGGAGAACAACUCCCCAAAUCAUUUCUUCCUGUGAUCUUCCCGAAUGGAACGCUGUUGUUAAGGAGUGUGAAAUCAGACCACGAUGGGAUUUACAAGUGUACACCUUUUAAUGAAAUUGGUUUAGGAGAUUCGGCUGAGACAAGACUUAAAGUGGAAGCGCAACCAUUAUUCACCCAAGUUCCUCCGAGGAAAUUAACCGCGAAGCUGGGUGAAAGCCUGACAAUGACAUGUAAAGCAACAAUUCCUCGCGUAACAUGGAGAAAAGUGAACUCAUCAUUGCCUAAAUUCCGAUCAACAACCCACAGUGGGCGCCUGCAUAUUAGGGAUGUACAGUUGGAAGAUAGUGGUGUAUACGAAUGCAAAGUUAGGACAUCUAGAAAGUUAUUGAGACGAUCAGUAGAGCUAUCGGUGAUAUCCACUCCAACUCCUCCUGUCAUAAAAAACGUGGAAAUGCUCUCAAAAUCUGCUGUUGUAUCGUGGGAGACAGGCUACAAUGGUGGAUCGAGGCAAACUCUGGAAAUUUGGUACAAAAUAUCGAACUCCGAUGAUUAUCAUUGGAAGAGUGUCAAAAAUAUACCAGCUGAUCUGACGUCCUACGCCGUAUACGAUAUCGAACCUUAUCAGUCAUAUCUCUUUAGUAUGAGAGGAAAAAACAAAAUGGGAAUCGGAGUUUUCAGUCGAAUAUUUCGUACUGACCGAGUUACUUCUCGAAUUUAUCAACAUGACAAGAGCAAAGUUCACACGAAGCCACUAGCUCCUAGUAACGUCAGCUGCACUCGAACUGCAUCUGGAUACCAAAUAUCAUGGUCGUACAGCCAGACUCCCGGCCGACCACAAGUGCAAUACUUUCUGGUCGAGUAUCGACGGCUGAAUUCAUCAGCCAGUUGGAAAUCGCUUGGAAAUCUCAUUAACAAGAAGCGACGACAAUGGCUGGUCGAUGGUGCCAUUGUCAGUCCAAAAGUGCCCUAUGAAUUUCGAAUGUUUUCUUUUGGUGGUGCAUUCAGUGAACCUUCACGUGUUGCUAAUGCUUCUCCAAUAACAGGAUCUGUUCAAUCGUCAACCAUUUCCCAAGGAAAUACUCACAUGUGGGUAGCAGUAAGUUUUGCAUCACUCGUGGUCGUCCUCUUGGCGCUUGGAAGUUACUGCUACUGUUAUCGAUUUAAAAAGAAACGAAAGAAUGUAACUCGUAAAGCAAAGAGAAUCAAUAGAAGUUGCAAGCUGCCUCGCCUGUACAGCUCGACGGAGAGUUCCCUGUCUGAUUCUGACUUUGACUCGUGCGAUUUACAUGAUGUGAAGUUCAUUCCCAACGUGUCAUCAUUUGUGCUGGAGAGCCAAGAAAAUCUCCACAAAUCCAGUCUUACUAAAGCUUCCCGGGCGAAAUGUGAGCACAAGUCUGGUCCAUCGCCAUUGUGCGAAGACAAUGCUACAUCAUGCGUCGUUGGAACAUUAGCGGACACGUCCAAUACACGAGGCCAUAAAGGACCGAUGGACCAGGAUUACUUUCCUCAAAAUUACGAGGGUUAUUUCCGUUCCCAGGAUGAUGUGCCAAUGGCGUUUAACACUGGGCGUUUGUUACCGGAGUUUCCGGAGUUACGAGAUUCUUACGAUCAAUUCUGUACGACAGCGAGUGAACAUAGUUCACGGGACGAUCUGGAAGGCGGUAAACUAGGCAACAGAGGCUCAGGUUUGAGUGUACUCAGCGAGCUGAAGUCCACGAGAGGAAUGAGGGAUUCCAUGUAUUGUUCAGAAGAGGACAUACGUGCUUGCAAACGUCGGCGAAAGUCGAUAAUGGAACAGGACACUGACGAAAAGAAUCAUCGUUGGUCAAUGCCGGAGUUCACAAAACUUUUGCAAGAGAACUGUGAUAAUGAUCCUGGUUACUUCUUGAAUUACCAGUACGAUUCUCUCGUGCAACAAAAAGGUGGACAAUCGCACAACGAACAAUCAACUCAGACUUGUAAUACGCCAGUCAUAAGUAAAGGAAACUCCGAAGAGCCCAUACAGGAAUACCUCUCCUCUGUCGUAACCACACCGGACUACCCCAACAUAGAAGAUCAGAUGUUAUCAGCUAAAGAAAGGAUCAUACUUGGCGAGUCAAGGUCUUGCCCGUCUCUGGUUCCAGCCUCGACGUCCUACGAUGCUCGAGAUUGCGACAGCUCCGGUUUCUACGACGACAGCGGUGAUGACUCGGUAUCUCCAAUUAACAGUCGUGAUUCCGUGAACACAGUGAAAGAGAAUCCUGAAUGGCAUGGGUACAAAGCCGAUCUGAAAGAUAGCGGAAUUUAUGAUUCUAAUGAAGAUGUGGGUAGUAAUUCUUCAUUAGGCGAGAUCAAUGUUUACGCGAGUGGUUCUGCGGGUUACGAGGAGACGAGUAACGGAAUACGGGACAGCCCGGAGGGACAGGAAACAUCAUCAACAAGCUUUGAUCAAAUCCAGGAAAAGCAUGUAGAAAAACUAGGCCAAUCCAAACAUGCCCUGGAAGAUUCCAGCUCUCGUGCAAAUCAUAGUAAAAAUAAGGAUUUUCAUUUUGUCAAUGGACACGUAUGCGAUUUGCAGCCGAAUUUAAAGCAAGUUGAUGGCAUGAAAACAUCCUGUCAUAAAAACGCACAUGCAGACAGAGAUAUAUCAGAUGGGGAUAAAGGCAAACGUUGCGCUCAUUUAAUGCAAGAAUAUAUCGUAAAUAAGAGACUGAGCACCCACAGACCAAAUAGUUCAUUCUACCGAACAUCGGCAGUUUGAUGUUUUCACCAAUGUUCAUAAUAGGACAAAUCAUCGCGAACAUUGUAUAAUAAUAUAUAACACAUAACGUUUAGUUACCAUUGUGAAAAACGAAAAUUGAAAGUGUAGCUUGCAUUGUGACCACAGACACGAUUGCAAAAUUGCUGUCGUCUAUUUUCAGUUCUACUUAGAUUCAAAAUUUCUAAUCGUCUUCCUUGAGUCCUCUCGUCGUACUGCACAUUUUAUGAAUACCUCCAGGAGGCAUCCGAAGACUGAAGUACUGUGCAAUAGUUUUAGAUCCAACCUGAUAUUUCAGUGUUCUUUUUGAUUCUUUUGGAUUUUGUGAGUUGAGUAAAACAGUGUGUGCAAAAUGUGCAUGUGAAAUGUGCCCUUUGUACGAUGAAAACUGACCAAUUUUGUAGAAGGUUACGCUGCUGUAAAUAAUUUUCCUUUCCACGGUCUUUUUAGUCUUCUAAAAUAUAAGCGUAUGUAUUAUUUUGACA
Dendronephthya gigantea is the source of this 4348-nucleotide messenger RNA. RefSeq lists its product as uncharacterized. Lineage: Eukaryota; Metazoa; Cnidaria; Anthozoa; Malacalcyonacea; Nephtheidae. Gene Ontology annotation, biological process: cell-cell adhesion. The record is from RefSeq and is a predicted model, not a curated record. The transcript is spliced from 11 exons. Gene Ontology annotation, molecular function: protein binding. The coding region runs from base 300 to 3866 and encodes 1188 amino acids.